AUGGAAGAGGAGAGUGGGAGCAGGAGGGCUGAGGAGAUGGGGUCAAAUGUGAAGGAGGGGUCUGUGCAGCAGCCUGUGGUUGACACAGUGUGGAAUGAGGAUGAUGAUGAUAAUGAUGAGGUGUCUGAAGCUGUAGGCAAUAUAAAGUUCAGCUUGGACAACUACCAUCUGACUCAGACCAUGAUCCACACCAUUGAAGUGAUCAACAGGGAUGACAAUUUUCUCCCAAAUGUAACAUUAGGGUUCCAGAUGUAUGACACCUGUAAUAUACCACAUUAUGAAUUACAAGGAGCGUUACAAUUCCUGACUGAGUUCACCACGAUCACCUCCAGCAGCCAGUGUAGUUCUCGGCCAUCUUUCCCUGCCAUUAUUGGAUCCAUAAUUUCUGCAAACUCAAUCAUCUUGGCUCAUGUUCUGGGAGCUUUCAGAUACCCACAGGUCAGUCCAUAUUCAAGCGCCUCUUUACUGAGUAACCAGAAAAUGUUUCCAUCUUUCUUCAGGACUGCUCCAAGCGAUAAACUCCAGUCUAUUGGACUGGCUUGGCUAAUUUUAAGCUUUGGUUGGACCUGGAUUGGUCUUCUAGCAACCGACAAUGAUUAUGGUCUUCUGGGAAUUCAGCCAAUAAAGCACGAGAUAAUAAAGGCUGGAGCAUUUCCUGUUGCAAAUGAAAUGUUGAAACAGAACAUCACAGGGAGGAUUUUUAUUGGAAAUGCCGGUUGGGUCAGGACCAUAUUACUAUCAACAAGAAAUUAUUUUCACAUAUUUUCUGGCACUCUUGGCUUUGCCGCUACUGAGUAUGUGGUUCCAGGAUUAAGCCAGUAUCUCAGCAAGAUACGUCCUCCUCAGUCUAUGGAGGGGACCUGGGUGAACUUUUACUGGGAGAAAGUUUUCAGCUGCAAAUUUCUGUAUGGGACAAACCUUACUGGGCAUUUGGAGGCCCCAUUGAAAGAAUGUACAGGAGAGGAGAGGUUAGAUGACGUCAGCAGCAGCUCCACCUAUAUCAGCAGCUUAAAAUAUUCUUAUUACACUUAUUCAUCUGUGAUGGUUUUGGCUAAAGCUUUAGAUGAUCUGAGAAGCUGCAAGGCGGGUGAUGGUCCAUUUUCCCAUGGAACCUGUUCAAACUUUUUGAAUUUCAAACCAUGGCAGCUCACACACUAUAUCAGGAAAGUCAGACUCACACUUAGUGGUGGUAAUAACAUUUUCUUUGAUAAGAAUGGAAACCCACCUUUUGUCUAUAGUAUUGUGAACUGGCAACUGAGUCCUGAAGGGCCUGUAAAGCAAAUUCAGAUUGGCAAUUAUAAUUCUUCUGCACUUCCUGAUGAAGCUCUGACCAUCAAUUCAAGUCUGUUGCUGUGGCCAAUGGGGAAUCAGCAGGUCCCUCGCUCGGCCUGCAGUGAGAGCUGUCCUCUAGGAUACAGGAAAUCUGCUAGAUCAGGACACCCCGUCUGCUGCUAUGACUGUGUCCAAUGUCUACAAGGAGAAAUAUCUAACCAGACAGAUUCAACUAAUUGCAUCAGGUGUCCUUGGGAUAGGUGGCCAAAUCCAGAGAAAUCCAGAUGUCUCCAAAAAUCCAUAGAGUUUCUUUCCUAUGAAGAUACUUUGGGAGAAAAUUUAGCUACAAUCAGCAUAAUAUCCUCACUUAUUCCUGCUCUUAUUUUGAGGCUUUUCAUCCUGCAUAGACAUACGCCUGUAGUGAAAGCCAAUAAUUACUCUCUAAGUUGUCUUCUGCUGAUGUCUCUGUGUCUCUGCUUCCUGUGCUCUUUAGUAUUUAUAGGUUACCCCCACCACCAGACGUGUCUCCUGCGUCAGGUCCUAUUUGGCCUGGCCUUCACUUUGUGCAUCUCAAGCAUUUUGGCUAAGACUAUCCUGGUGGUGCUUGCUUUUAUGGCCACUAGACCCGGCAGCAAUCUGAGGAACUGGAUGCGCCCCCAAGUGUCCUACAUGAUUAUUUUUACCUGUUUCCUGUUACAACUCAUCUUGUGCAUCACCUGGUUGUCCAUAGCUUCUCCAUUCCCACAAUAUAAUACUCUAACCAAACCUGGACUCAUCAUUGCUGAGUGUAAUGAGGGCUCCCCUAUUGCCUUCUGGACCAUGCUGGGUUAUCUGUUCUUUCUGGCUACCAUUAGUUUUAUUGUUGCCUUCCUGGCUCGAAAUCUACCUGACAGGUUUAAUGAGGCCCAGUUUAUUACCUUCAGGAUGCUGGCCUUCCUCAGUGUCUGGGUGUCCUUUAUCCCGGCCUCCCUCAGUGCUCAGGGUAAAUACACUGUAGCCAUGGAAAUAUUUGCCAUCUUGGCUUCCAGUUGGGCUCUGGUGAUCUGUAUGUUUCUGCCCAAAUGUUUCAUUAUAGUGUUCAGACCAGAUCAAAACAUUCAACUUCUCAUAAUGAAAAUUAAAGACUGA
Messenger RNA from Pseudophryne corroboree (corroboree frog), 2400 nucleotides. RefSeq names its product extracellular calcium-sensing receptor-like. Gene Ontology annotation, biological process: G protein-coupled receptor signaling pathway. Gene Ontology annotation, molecular function: G protein-coupled receptor activity. Lineage: Eukaryota; Metazoa; Chordata; Amphibia; Anura; Myobatrachidae. Bases 1 to 2400 code for a protein of 799 amino acids. The record is from RefSeq and is a predicted model, not a curated record. Gene Ontology annotation, cellular component: plasma membrane. The transcript is spliced from 7 exons.